Messenger RNA from Linum trigynum, 2871 nucleotides. The record is from the annotation of a GenBank genome assembly. Lineage: Eukaryota; Viridiplantae; Streptophyta; Magnoliopsida; Malpighiales; Linaceae.
CAACCUCCUAAAACCCCCACUACGCCUCGACGCCCAAAUCCUCUCCAAAACCCUAAUUCAUACUCCGUCUCCCUCUUCAUCGCCUCUCUGCUUCCUCUCUCUCUCUAACCGGUGCUUCAAUGGCGACACAAUCGUUGGACGAAGCCACCGCCAAGGAAGUCCUCCGACAGGUGGAGUUUUACUUCAGUGACAGCAAUCUGCCGCGGGACAAGUUCUUAUCCAGCACUGUUGCAUCCUGCGAAGAUGGCUUGGUAAGCCUGGCUCUGAUAUGCUCAUUCAAGAAAAUGAAGGGUUACUUGAAGCUGCAAGAGGCCAAUCAGGACGAAAUUCCAGAGGAUACUUUGAAGGCAGUUGCUGAUACUCUUGCAAAGUCUACUUCUCUUAAACUCUCUGAAGAUGGUAAAAGAGUUGGUAGGAUUGGUCCUCUAAUGAAAACAGAAGAGUUAGUGGAACAAUUGGAUGGAAGAACGAUUGCUGUAUCACCGUUGCCUUAUGAUGUGAAUCGUGAUGCAUUGAGGACAUUCUUCAGUCAAUAUGGCCAGGUGACUAGUCUGAGGCUGCCUAACCAUCUAGCUAGCAAAAAGGUAUUGUGUGGCACUGCUUUGGUUGAGUUUUCGACUGAUGAAGAGGCUGACAAGGUCUUAGGUCAACGUUUGGAAUUUGAAGGUGUACAGCUAGAACUGAAACCAAAGAAGGAAUUUGAUGAAGAAAGGCAGAGUAAAUUAGCAGAACUGAGAGCUUCCAAUCCCCGGUGGAAUUCUGACAACAACAACAACAACUCAAGCCCACAUGAAGAGUACACAAAGGGCCUGAUCGUUGCUUUUAAACUGAAAAGCAUAUCAACGGGAGAUGAGACAAAGCAGAAUGGUAACCAGGAAUCUGUUAAAGAUGGCGAGCCUGUCUCUAAAGCAGCUGACGAAAUGCCUACAACUUCCGUCGAGAAAACUACUGAAGAAGCUCAGGGGAAGUCUUCAGAAGAUGAUGCUGAUAAUAACAAGGAAGAAGGUGCUGCUAUGGAUACUGAGAAGGUUGAUAAUGAAAAUGUCUCUGGAAACGAAGAAACAAAGAAUGAGGAGGAGGAAGAGUCGAAUAAAGAUUCUGUUGAGAAGGAUGUGAAACAGGGCAACAGAUUUGACCUUGCUGCAUGCAAGAACGACAAGAACGUCAUGUUGCGUGAGGAUCUCAAAGCUGCCUUCUCUAAAUUUGGCGCUAUUAAGUUUAUUGAUUUUAAAAUUGGAGAGGAUUCGGGAUAUUUGAGAUUCGAGAAACCCGAAGCAGGUCAGAAGGCUCGUGCUGCUGCAAUCUUGGCAGAGGAGGGAGGGCUGAUUGUUAAAAACUUUGUUGUCUCUUUAGAACCAGUAUACGGUGAUAAGGAAGCAGAGUAUUGGGCUCAGGUCCGAGCCAAUCAAGACAACCGCAGGGUUAGUUUCAGCAACCGAGGAGGAAGGGGAGGCAGAUUCCACCGUGGUGGUAAGCAUCCUCGUUCGAGGGAUAACAAUUUGGGAAGAGGUGGUCGUAACAAGUUCCAAAAGGUUGGAGCCUGAGUUUGAAUCUUAGGCAAAACUAGCAAUGCCUCUUUAUGAUCUCUGUCCCCUAUGCUGUUGUCUGAUGGUAGUGGGCGUGUGGGGAUUGAACUUUUUGCUUUGUAAACUUGGUGAAGUUAUUCGGAGAGAAAUUUUGCCUUUAUCAGCCUUUAUAAUGCAUGGUAUUAUUUGAAGUUUAUUGCCGGCCACAAUUUCCUUCUCUGUGAUGGAUGUGCUAUUGACUACUAUUGCCUGUGUAGUUGUGAAUGUCAGAUUUAUUAUAACCAUAGGUUCGUCAUAAAAUGUUCUCAGUCGAGUACUAUUUGGAAAUGGGUUUAUAAUAGUGCAGGAAAACUAUUAUGGGAGAGUUUUGGGAUGAUUUAAGAGUGGUAGAUGGAUGUUUGUCAAUCUGCAUACGAAUAUGAUGUUGACUCUUGAGCUCUUCUGUCCCCCAACUCCUCCCAUGGUGGUUUUUGUCGCUUGAUUUUAUUUUCUUCUUGAGCUUCUUGGGUUUUGACCCUUGUCCCAUAGAACAUCUCGUAAAAUUGAAAUUUAGGUUUGGUCAAUUGGUUUGAAUUCAGAGUUCUAUAUUUCAACGAUUUGAAUGCACAAUAAUGUCGCUCUUUACACUCCUGCAAGACUAAGCUUCUUUGAGUGUAUUUCCAAAUAUUUCAUGUAUUUUAGAUUACAAAAUUGUUCUAAUAAUUUGAGCUUAUAUGUGUAAUUUCAAAAUAGACUUUACAUCGAAAGUGUUGACGAAAAAUUGUAUAUUUACAUUUUUAUCACUUCCAAAUAUUCAAAACUAAAAAAUGCGUUAGUGUUUACUAUGUGGUAUAAAAAAAAAAUGGACAACUAUAAUAUCCAUUGGUCCGACUAGAUUUUGAAGUCCUCUCAUCUUAAUGGUCAAUAAUAUUAGUGUUCAGUGCGCCCUAAUCCGCUAGAUGGUCUUCUUGUGGAGGAUCAUUAACCAUUGUGAGUUAGGGUUUGUUUAAGUACAUCCAUUAAUCAUGCAAGAUUCUUUCAAUAUCUUCAUCGCGCGAAGUUCUUUUAAUCUUUUGAUUAAACCCGCCGCACUUUUUUUAUUAUAUAUAAGCGUUGGUAUAGGUUUUAAGGUUUAGUUUGAAUGUUAGGUGUUACUGAAGGAAUUUGAAUUUUAGAUUUUCACGUCAAAGACCAUCGAGUUAAUCGCUAGACCAACCCCUUGAUUAAACUCAGCCGUCACCAUACUUUAUAUCAGAUUUAUUUACAUAUUAAAUAAUAUUAUUAUUCAGGAAAAAUAAAAUAAAAAUAUCCGUCUUCUAGCUCUCCCGUUGACAUUGGUCUCUUUAAAUGAAAAAUCUAAUUCACU